Messenger RNA from Vespula vulgaris, 7446 nucleotides. RefSeq names its product sodium-dependent neutral amino acid transporter B(0)AT3. Gene Ontology annotation, biological process: sodium ion transmembrane transport. Bases 2029 to 4113 code for a protein of 694 amino acids. The record is from RefSeq and is a predicted model, not a curated record. The transcript is spliced from 11 exons. NCBI's taxonomy places the organism in Eukaryota, Metazoa, Arthropoda, Insecta, Hymenoptera, Vespidae. Gene Ontology annotation, cellular component: membrane.
AUCGAAAGUGUAUGUGUAUAUAUGUAUAUAUACAUAUGUGUGGUACGUGCGUGUCUGUGUGUGUGUCUUGCGUACGUAUGAAUGAAAGAAAGAGAGAGAUUCUCAUCGUAGGCUUGGAGAAGGAAGGCAUCGCUGUUUUGCCGACCGGCUCCCUCGCAGAGCGUGUUUCGCGCACGAGCAUCAACGUCGUCGAAGCACAAAAGCGACUACAUACGUCGUCCCCUCAAGGCUCAGUCCAAUAUCGUCGUUCGUGGAGCACACACAUUCUCUAAUACGUCAAGGUACACCUCCUCGUUAGUGAUUACCAUUUACGAUCUGUGAUUUUCAUUUUGGAGAGAACGUGAGAAAGAGAAACGGAAGGAAGGAAAGAGAGAGAGAGAGAGAGAGAGAGAGAGAGAGAGAGAGAGAGAGAGAGGAGAGAGAGAGGAGAGAGGAAGAGAGAGAGAGAGAGAGAGAGAGGGAUAACUCUCUUUUUUAAGCAGGGGGUUGAUUUGAUCCUAAAUAUCGUAUAGUAAAGGGUUGGGUUGUGUAAAACAGUAUACAUGGGUUCUACGUUCGUUCGAUAUACGGCACGUUUACAAAUCGACGAUUGUUCCCAUCGUAAUUUAAAAAGUAUCAAGUUUAAGUAAUUAACGAAAGUUUAUAAUAAACUAUAAUACAUUUUAUAGUAAAUAUAAGAACGAUAUCAAUAUAUGUAUAUGUAUAUGUAUAUGUAUAUGUAUAUGUAUAUAUAUAUAUCCUGUGUAUUAUUAAUGAAUGAAUUAUGAAAGAGAGGACCUGAGUUGACGUGUGUGAGAUAAACAUAUAUAUAUAUACAUACAUACAUAUAUAUAUGUAUAUAUAUAUAUAUAUAAUAAAGAAAGAUUUAUAAAGGGAGAAAGAUAAAAAAAGAAGAGUAAAAGUAAGAGAAAGAAAAAGAUUGAUAUACCUUGAAGAUCUCCAAAGAGAAAGAAAGAAGAAAGAAAAAGAGAGAGAGAGAGAGAGAGGAAGAGAGAACGGAGGGAGAGAGAAAGAGAGAGGUAGUUUCUUUUUCAAGGCGGCGUCGCGUCGUUCGCUUUUGUAUCUCGACACGCGGUCUCGCGCGAUUAAUCGAUCGCGUCACUUUCCUUUGCAAGAAAAAAUUAAACAGUUUCUACUAUUCCUUAUCACGACAGUGUCCGAUGACAAAAGUGUUUUAAUAAAUAUCGAAAGGUGUGAUACGCGCGAAUUCCGAAAGGAAAAAACGUGACGAAGUUCUUUGAGAGUGUCAUCGGCCAUCCUUCUCAUCCUUUUCCUUCUCCUCCUCCUCCUCCUCCUCCUCUCCUUCUUCCUCUUCUUCCUUCUCCUUCUCUUUCUCCUUCUCCUUCCUCCUUCUAUAAUUCCUCCUUCACAAACGACCACAGCUUCCUCUUCCUCGACACUACUUAUCCUCCGUAUCGCGUUCACGACACUUACAAGCUUUCAACAAGUCGAUGAUAGAAAGAGAAAAUCGUUCUAACUUCGAAUCUAACGGAUUAUAUACAAAUCUUCUUUUACUUGCUAACAGAGAUAUGAUGCUUCCUAUCCGACCGCUCAAUUCUAAUUUCUACAAUAAAAAUUAGUAAUACAGAUUAAUGUCUAUUCGGAUAUCGAAUAAUAAUAUAUGAAUGAAAAUAAAUCGAUUUCAAGAAGAUUCUAAAGACAUUGUAAAAACGAAAGUUUGUUAAUCACGAUUGUUAUUUGUUAUUUACGCAUUGUUGUUAUUCUUCACGCGAGAUCCGGUCUUCAUAAAUAUAUAAAAAAAAAAUAUAUAUAUAUAUAUACAUACUAUAUACAUAUAUAUAUAUAUAUAUAUAAUAUAUAUACUUAUUUGAAACGCCCGGUGCUUCAAGUUUUAUCGAAAAUCCGAUCAAAGUUCCUUACCACCACGAAAGAAUAAGAUAAAACGAUAAACGGAGAAAGAGAAAAAGAGAGAGACAGAGAGAGAAAGAAAGAGAGAGAGAGAGAGAGACAAACAGGAGAAAAUAAAAAGAGAUAAAAAACGACUAAAAUAAAGAGAAGAUUAGAAGAAUGGUCGUGAAAUCUGAAAGCACGAGGAACGGUCACGAGCUGGCUCCUCUAAACGAUGAUCGUCAACCUCCUCACAACGUGACCAUUGUGGUUUCCGGAAAUCAAAAUGCCUCGGCUGUCAAUCCGGAACCAAGAACGGAAGAUAACAGAGCAGCAUGGAGCGGAAAGAUGCAGUUUUUCCUGAGCAUCAUUGGUUACAGUGUCGGUCUUGGUAAUAUAUGGAGGUUUCCAUAUUUAUGCCAACAAAAUGGGGGCGGUGCCUUUCUCAUACCAUUUUUCGUGAUGCUCAUCCUCGAAGGCGUGCCCUUAUUUCUGAUCGAGUUGGGUCUUGGACAACGAAUGCGACAAGGUGCCCUUGGCGUUUGGAACACGAUACAUCCCUGGUUAGGCGGUAUAGGAAUAGCCUCCUGCAUCGUCACAUUCUUCGUUGCACUUUAUUACAACGUCAUUAUCACCUGGUGCUUCUUCUACCUCUUCAACUCUCUCGAGGCGCCACUGCCGUGGGCGAAGUGCCCGGAGGUCGACGAGAUACCGGUAGAAGAAUGUGUCAAGAGCUCUGAGACCGCUUACUUUUGGUACAGAACCACUCUGGAUGCGGCACCGUCGAUCGAGGAUGGCCAAUCUCUCAAGUGGUGGAUCGUUCUGUGCCUUCUACUCAGUUGGAUCGUUGUCUUCUUUAUCGUCAUGAAGGGGAUACAAUCAUCGGGCAAGGUAGUUUAUUUUACCUCGAUGUUCCCCUACCUCGUACUCACGAUCUUCUUCGUUCGUGGAAUAACUUUGAAAGGUGCUAGUGCUGGGUUAGCACACAUGUAUACGCCAAAGGUCGAGAAAUUAUUGGAGCCUACCGUCUGGCUUGACGCAGCUACUCAAGUCUUCUAUAGCUUUGGAUUAGCUUUUGGUUCCUUGAUCGCAUUUGGAAGCUACAAUACACCCGACAACAAUUGCGUCAGGGACGUGAUUCUGGUGAGCGUGUGCAACGCGUUUACCGCCAUUUACGCGAGCGUUGUCAUUUUCGCCAUUUUGGGGUUCAAGGCGAUGUCGAAUGUGGACAAGUGCCUGGAAAGCAAUAAGAUCUCGCUGAUCAAGAAUGGUUUGCUAUUUGAAAACUCGACGACGGACGAUUACGAAAACGUUGUCAAUACGUUCAACAGUUUGACUACGAAUUUGACCUUGGAUAGAUGUAGUAUGAGCGAACAACUGAAUAACGCUGCCGAAGGUACUGGAUUGGCUUUUAUAAUCUUCACUCAAGCGAUCGUCGAGCUUCCAGGUGCGCCAUUUUGGUCCUGUAUAUUCUUCCUAAUGCUUUUGGCCCUUGGACUUGGCUCACAAAUUGGUAUUAUGGAAGGAAUGUUGUGCGUCAUCUUUGACAUUGAUCUUUUCAAGAGAAUAAAGAAACAGUAUAUAACGGGCGUAGUAUGUAUCGUUUGUUUCUUCGUCGGCCUCAUAUUCUGUACCGGUGCAGGAGAAUACUGGUUGAAAAUGUUCGACAGCUUUGCUGGUACCAUUGGCCUCGUUAUGGUCGCACUUAUGGAAAUGAUAUCGGUCAUCUUUGUCUACGGCCACGAAAAAUUCACGAAAGACAUCGAAGAAAUGACAGGCUACAGGCCAGGUAUUUACUGGCAAGUUACAUGGAGAUUUCUCGCGCCUAUAAUUAUGGUCGGCAUACUGAUCUCUAGUAUCGCUUCUAUGUUCAUCAAGAAACCAGAAUAUUCAGCAUGGAACGCAACGUUGGGUAUAGCAGUAUCUACGGCUUAUCCAGGCUGGGUCUUAGCGAUCGCAGCUUGUAUAAUCGUAGCCGGUAUUGCACCGAUACCAAUCGUUUUUCUACUUAGAGUAUUCCAAUGCGUGAAACUCGAUGUGGACAUUCAUCAGGGUAGCAUUCGUCGGAUCGACACGACCGUAUCGACGAAGGAAAUGAUGGGUGACGUUGAUUUGGACGAAUAUCACGAUCGUUUAGAAGAUUUUCCCGAAGAGGACGAGGACGUUAACAGCGACGACGACAACAAUAGUGCACCGCCUAUAACAAAGAUGGUUCCCAAUAAGCUGCAGGGUAGAGCUUUCAAAAUGGAAGCAAUGGAAUUUUGAACGCGUCACGUUUAGGGAGCGUUCCUUACGUUUUAUUACAAACAAACGAAAAAAAAAUAAAAAAGAGAAAGAAGGAAAGAAGGAAAGAAAGAAAGAAAGAAAGAAAGAAGGAAAGAAGGAAAGGUGGAAGGAAGGAAGGAAGGAAGGAAGAAAGGAAAAAAGAAAGAAAGGAAAGUAGGAAAGGGAGAAAGAAAGAAGGAAAAAAAGAAAGAAAGAAAGAAAGAAAUGAAGAAAUGAAGAAAGAAAGAAAGAAAGAAAGAAAGAAAAAAGAAAGAACGAAGGAAAGUAAGAAACGUGAAAACACGAACUAAAUAUGUACAUAAUAAAUAAUGCGAUGUAACUAAAAAACAGCAAACGGGUCUUGUGCUUCCUUUCGGAAUGAAAGAAGGAGAUUUAGAUCUUCGAUCUUCGUGGACGAAGAUUAGAAAGAGACCGUUUGAAUAAUGCCUGCUCGCAUCGAUCGAGAGACCGCAUGAUGUCGAGAGAUCGCAUGAUAUCGAAUAUGCUCGUAUAGGAACGAGCGACAAGUUUCUUACAUUAGAAAAAAGGUGACACAAUUUCGGAUACGAAAAUGUGUUCUCUCACUCUCAUUCAUGAGAAAAAUGACUACGCGAGUUGUUCCGUCAAGUCAAUUUUUCUUUUCCCUUUUUUUUUGUGUGCGCGUGUGUGUGUUUUUCUUUUUUUGUUUUAUUUAUUCUCCUUUUUUUCUAUUUUUUUAGAGAGAACAUUACGCAAAUAAAUAAUAAUAUAGGAAUUCAAAGAGCAAUAGUUUAGAUCGUGAGAGAGAGAGAGAGAGAGAGAGAGAGAGAGAGAGAGAGAGAGAGAGAGAGAGAGAGAGAGAGAUAAGGAAAGGAAAUUUAGAUAAGAGCGAAAUAUCGUCUAUGUAAUGGAACAUUCGUUCCAAUUUCUUCAAUGAUUUAUUACCAUUAAUGAUUUAUUUCCAAUUAAUGAAUCAUAUAAUUGGAUAUCUUGAAUUUCAAAUUUCUGUCUCUAAUUUAUGUCUUCUUCUUUUUAUUUGAAAAAUUUUAAUUACUUUUCGAUCGACGUGAGAAAGAACAAAUCAACAAAAAAAAAAGGAAAAGAAAAAAGAAAAAGAAAAAGAUCGAUAGCUACGUGGCGUCGAUCAAUCGACAAUAUCGUACAUAUUUCGAUCUCUCAAGUGGAUCACGUAGAACGAAAUGUAAAGACGGGGAAGUAGAUGCUGUUAAAAAAAAAAUAAAAAAAAAAGAAAUUUACAGAAAUUGCAAAAAAUACAAACGAACGAAUAAAUAGCAUGCAAAGUUGUCCGACUAAUUAAUUAACAAAACUAAUCAAUUCAGCGAAUUAGAAUAACGAAAAGGGAGAUUUGAUUCGAUCGAAAAUCGUAAAAAACAAAAAGGCAAGAGGAAAAUGUCCCCGAGUUUUCGAAGACAAAACUUGAUAACGAAAAGGAAACUGAAAUAGAAACCGAAGACGAAAAAAAAGAAGACAAAAAAAAAAGAAAAAAAGAAAAAGAAAGUUUUUAGAUCAGCUGCCGGCCUUUUGAUCUUAAACUUAAAAUCCUCGCUCUCUAAUUAUUGUUACAAUUAAUUUCAUGGCGUUUUAUGAAAGAGACGAUUUCGACGGAACGAAACUGCCAUUUAACGAAAGUGGCACGAAACGUAUUUUAAGUAUAUUUGGCAAUAGAUAUUAGAUACGAAAAUCUAAGUAAAUAUAUAUAUAUGUAUAUACAUAUACAUACAUAUAUAUAUAUAUUAAUGUAUGUAUAUAUAUACAUAUGUAUAAAGUAUACUUUUUAAUAUUAGACAACGCAAGCAAAAAGUCUACGUACGUAUUAUUUUGAUUUUCGAUUUUUUUCUAAAGGAUACUAAAAAGGCGUAAAUACGUAUUUACGUACUACGCGAUAGAGUAAUUUUUAAUAAUAAAAAAGAAAAAGACGAGACAAAAAAAGAACAAAAAACGAGAGAAAAAGGAACGAAUUAAUAAGUCAAAAUAUACUUCGUUUGUAUAACACGUUUGUUUUUUAUCUAUACUUUUUAAGCGAUAGAUAAAUAAAUACAUAAUUCUUAUAUAAGUACGCUUCGAUAGACUUCGAAACUUUUGUCAAAAGUAUAUUUUAUUGUCUGACAUUUGUUUGCUAUAUGAUAUAUGAAAAGAAAAAAAAAAAAAACAAAUAAAAAGAAAUAAGAAGAAAGAAAAAAAAAGAAACACAAAUGUUAUUUGGCUGGUCCAGCUGUUUGAAAUCGUGAGAAUUUGUAUAAUCCGUACUAGGAUGAUCAAGAUCAUUUUCACACUAUCAAGAAAAAUUUUCGAAUGAUAUCGAUUGUAUGAAAUUUAUUGAAAUUUAUAGAUUGAAAAUAUUUCAAAUAAAUCAUCCUAAUCGACCUGAAGCACUGUACCUAUAUGUAUAUAUGUACACGUUAUAUUAAAGCACAGAGACGGAUCGAACGAGACGACGAAUUUCUAAAGAAAAUUCUAACGAAGGAAAAAACUUAGAAAAAGAAGAAGAAGGCGAAGAGGGAUUAGAAAAAGGAGCAAUAGCGAUGGGAAAGGGGACAAGUCGAGAAGAAAAAGGGAGGGACAAAAGAUAAUAAAUCGAUCGAAAAUAUCCCAAUGAAAAACUGCAUCGUUCCUAAACUUACUUCCAAUUAGUUCGGCUACGCUCUAGCUCCAGUAAAAUGCGUUUGGAUCGUACAACGAGGCGUUAAGAUUAGAAAAUAAAAAAGAAAAAAAAAGAAUUAAAAGAAUAAAUAAAAAAAAAUAAAAAAUAAAAACCAGUCGUCGAUCGCGUUACUCUAUCCGUAUUAAACUAUACCUAAUAUUACCAAAGAUUGAAAUUUUAGACGAUUAGUUUUAGCGAGGCUUGCCUCCGAAUUAAGGUCUUCGACUAAAAUUCAUUCUUCUCGUUUAUUAUAACUAACCACGUAUAUAUUUAUUUUUUUUCUAAUCUUUCUAACUGGUUUGGUUUCUUCUUUUCUCCUUUUCCUUUUUUUUUGCACGAACGAAUCAGUCGAACGAACCGAAUCGAAUAUAAAAUAAUUAUUGGCCUCUUCUUAAAUACAUAAUUACAAACAAAAAUGCCGGUUUACAUUCAAUUCUUAUCUCGAGUUAUCAAUAGGAAGAAAGGGAGAAAAAGAGCGUAUUAACGUUAUGUAUAUGUAUGUUCGCAAAUAGAUAAGAUCGUCGGCUUCAUAGAAAGGAGAAGAAUGGUUAAAUAAAUUAAAAAAUCAAUAUUAUUGCGGAUUAAACAGGGAAAUAUAAUUUUUCGUGUUAUUUAGCUCGUGGAAAUAUAUUUUUUGGAUUUGAAAUCGUUAAGAAAAAAAAAAGAAAAAAAAAAAAAGAAAAAAAGAAAAA